GUACCCAAACCAUAUUACAGUCGGGUUCUUCGAGAGGCCAGACGGACGCUAGAUCCACUCCGAGAGAGAGAAACGAAAGUUUGUAUAACUUAAGUCGAAGACCAAGUUUUGGAUCUAAUGCAACACCAGGUUUGUAAGGAAAUGGCUGCAUCCUCAUUAGACAAUAGGGAAAAGGCCACAGAGAUCCAUAAUGAACUGGUUGAUCAUUUGGGUCAACAUCUUGAGCCACAAGAUUUCAUACGACUGAAAAAGCGUUUUAGGAAUUGUCCUCUUACUCCUGCAGACUUAAAUGGCAUUCAGGAUGUUAAUGACCUAUUUGAACGUCUUACCAACUAUACGAAAAUAGAUUUGGGAAGCUAUGAAACAAUUAUAUCAAAGUUGAAGGUCAUUAAUCGUCAACAGGCUAGAUAUCUGGAGAAACAACAAAGACGAAUUCAAGAAAUCCUGAAUGAAGGACCACCGGCAGCAAAAAGACCGAGAACUGAAAGAGAAGGAGACCUGAAUGAAAAGUUUGCAGCUAUGAUAGAUACAACAAAGUCUACAAUUCAGACAGAAAAAGAUAGCUACACGUUUAUUUCUACCAAAAGUCUCCAACAUGCCCAUCAAAAACUUCUGGAGAACAAGAUCGUUAUAAUCCAGGGAAACUCGGGGGACGGGAAAUCAUCUACUGCACUUGAACUUCUCCGUUUGCUGUGCGGUAAUGAAGAGGAGGGGCAACAUAAACGAUGUCGACAACCACUACAACUACACGACAUAAAAGACAUGGAUUUGGUGGCACCAAAGUCACAAUUAGUUAUUCAUUUUGAUGACAUCUAUGGAAAGAAUGUUGUGUGUCAGGAAGAUGUGAAAGAAUGGGAGAAACGAGAAAAAGAAAUUCUUGCAAAACUUUGUGGAAAUGAAUCUGAGGCCAAUUAUCUGGUCAUUACAAUUCGUAGUGGGAUUUUUAAUUCUUUAAGUGGCCUGGGAAAAUUAUUUACCAAACAAAACAUUGUCGAUCUUAGCCAGUACAAAGAAGAAAAAGAAAAACUUGCAUUGUUAAGGUUGUAUGAACCAAAAACUGAAUUUGUUAAAUGGACAGAUGAUGAGGAGAAACAGAUUGUGGCCUCGGCCCCAGACAUUGGGUUUCCACAGUGUUGUAGAUUAUUUAGGGACACACCUAGUUUACAAACAGAGAGAGUCAAAUUCUUUGAAAGACCUUUGCAUUAUUUUAAAUCCUCUUUAUCUAAAUUAGAAGACGGGAAAUUUUAUGGUCUGCUGUAUCUGUUCCUCAAUGGCGGCUCAGUUGUAGAACAUGAUUUAGACCCUUCCAUUGAAAAUAUUGAGGAAAAUGAGAAAAUGAAAGCAGCAUUUGCUUUUGAUGUAGUAAAAGUUAACCAAACACCUGAGCUUAUUCACAAAAAAGAGAAAAAGAAAGCUGAAUUUGUAAAGGAGUCAUUAGAAUGCCUUUUGGGUUGGCUGGUGAAAAAAGAAUCUACACUGUGGGAAAAAUGUCCCUCUUACAAAUUCAACCACGACUCCAUUGAGGAAACAGUGGCACUUCUGUAUGGAGAGAAAACUCCCAUUGGCUACAUACAGAAUUGUCCCAAAAAGUUCCUCAGUUAUGUAACUACAACAAAAAACACCCCAAACAGAAUAGUUAUAUCAUCUGAUAAUCAAACCAAUGCCAUGUAUAAACGUAUAGUGAAAGAGUUUCAAUCUGUUGAUCCUAAAAGUUACUGGUAUUUGAGUGAGUAUGACUAUUUAGCUACAUUAGAUGUAUGGACAGACACCCGGUUUCUACAGGGAUUUAUUAGUUGGCUAAGUGGUCAGAAUGAUGACAAAAACUUACACCAACUGAUAAAAGGUGCCUUGUUAAAUGGAGCUUGCUCUAUUGGUUUAGAAGAUCAUUUCUCGUAUCUCCUUUCUGUGGGUGCCACAACCGACAAUGAUACACCGUUUUGUGUAGUGGAGGGUGGGAGUGUACAACUACUGACACAAAUACUAAUGUAUGACGUCAUUCCUACAGCGAGGGCACGCAGGUCACGAUCAUCAUAUUAUACUGAGAAUAUCAAUGUCCUACACGAGGCGUGUUUGUUUGAGAGAGAAGAGAUGGUGACCAUGUUGUGUGACACUUACCCAGACUUGGUACAUGAGACUGAUAACGAGAGACAAAGCACGCUCCAUCUUGUGGCAGAGACAGGAAACGUUGGUCUAUUUCAGACAGUGGAGAGAUUGAUACUUAAAUCAUUGUGUAGAGUUGAGGAUGUACAACAUAAGUGUGAGACAGAAAAUGGUCGUGAUGUACAUAGGAGUUGUGUGUGUGGUCAGUACAUGUCACAGUUAGUGGACGAGGGAAGGGUCUACAAUAUUACAUGUUAGUUGUAGUGAGGGACACAGGGAGCUUAGUUUAUACCUGUGUCAGUGUUACC
This is a messenger RNA of Pecten maximus, 2408 nucleotides long. RefSeq lists its product as uncharacterized. The transcript has 5 exons. The record is from RefSeq and is a predicted model, not a curated record. NCBI's taxonomy places the organism in Eukaryota, Metazoa, Mollusca, Bivalvia, Pectinida, Pectinidae. Bases 118 to 2358 code for a protein of 746 amino acids.